CUGUCUUGGGGUGCCAAUUCGGGAACGAGGAAGAGGAUGAUUGAAGCGUACAUUUAUGGCGUGAGAGUGACGCGUGCCGAUUGAAGCACUGAAGGUGGCGAUUAGUGCUCGAUGAAUGCGGGUGAUGAUAGAUGUUGCCACGGAGUGUGACCUAUCGCCAGCGCGUUUCCGCCAGCGCGUCCUCUCGUCCGUUGACGCAAUAUAAGUGAAAAACACGAGUCAAGAUCGGAACGCAAGAGAAAUCACGAUGAAUCUUCGCGCCGCGAAGUUCUACAAGCUGCUGGCGGUCUUCCUCUGCUACGAAGCAUGCAGCUACAGCUUGAUGCUGGACGAGGAUAAAGAACCGAUUCAUCUUACUGCCGUGGUGGGAGAGUACGAGGUGUUUAAUUGCGAUCUUGAUUUCCCACACGAGACGCCGAUUCCAUAUAUUCUUCAAUGGAACCGCGAC
This is a messenger RNA of Wasmannia auropunctata (little fire ant), 448 nucleotides long. RefSeq names its product protein turtle-like. The record is from RefSeq and is a predicted model, not a curated record. The annotation marks the transcript as partial. The transcript has 2 exons. NCBI's taxonomy places the organism in Eukaryota, Metazoa, Arthropoda, Insecta, Hymenoptera, Formicidae.